Messenger RNA from Thecamonas trahens ATCC 50062, 1072 nucleotides. Its product is annotated as GTP-binding protein Era. Gene Ontology annotation, biological process: ribosomal small subunit assembly. NCBI's taxonomy places the organism in Eukaryota, Apusomonadida, Apusomonadidae. The record is from RefSeq and is a predicted model, not a curated record. The transcript is spliced from 3 exons. The coding region runs from base 1 to 1056 and encodes 351 amino acids. Gene Ontology annotation, molecular function: GTP binding; rRNA binding; ribosomal small subunit binding.
AUGGGCAGCGAGGUGGAAGCCGUGGCCGAAGCGGCCACUGCCGAGAAGGCCGGGGCCAACGCAGCGAGGUUGCCCCGCGUCGCCUCGAAGACGGAGGACCUAUACACAUUGCGGGCACUGGCUGGUGAGGAAUGGGAUGAGGUGGAGGAGCCCGAAGAGCCACGGUUUGCGCGGGUGGCGCUUGUGGGCGCGCCCAAUGCUGGCAAGUCGACCCUGGCCAACGCCCUGGUUGGCACCAAGGUCUCCAUCGUCUCGCCCAAGAUGCAGACGACCCGCGAGCGGGUGCUGGGCGUCGCCACCCGUGGCGCGGUCCAGGCUGAGUAUUUGGACACGCCGGGACUCCUCGCGCCAUCAGCACGGUACGCCGGAAAGAAGGUCAUGCGAUCGCUGUUGCUCGAGGCCGCCGACGCCCUGGCUGAGGCCGAUGCCGUCAUCUGCGUUCUCGACGCUGUCAAGCGCUGGGGCUCCAACGAGCACUCGGCGCUCGCGGCAGCGCUCCGCUCGGGCCGCCCGGCGCUGGCAGUCAUCAACAAGAUUGACUACUUGCAGCCGCCGGUCGCGCGGGAGGAGCUUGCCAAAGACGCCGACGAGUGGCGAGCAAGGGUGCUUGAGGUGGCGGCACUGCCAGCGCCGGCCUCGCCGCCCGCCCUUGAUCUGACCUUUACCUCGGCAGUUGCCGGCGAGGGUGUGAACGAUGUUCAUACAUGGGUCGCCUCGCAUGCCCCGCUCGCCAACUGGAAGUACCCGUCGUGGUGGAAAUCGGACGCGUCGCCGGUGGCCCACGUCGAAGAGCUCGUCCGCGAGCAAAUUUACCGCAGGCUCAACCAGGAGAUGCCGUACGUGGUCGAGCCGCGGGUCUUUGGCUGGACGCCGCUUCCCUCGGGCCAGCUCCGGAUCGACGUCGAGCUCGCUGUCCGGACCAAGGUCCAGGCUCGCACCCUCAUCGGCUCGCGCGGCGCCGUCAUCUCGGGCAUUCGCGACCGCGCACUGGCCGAGAUCGAGGACGCGCUCGGCGCCGACGCGCUGUUGUACUUGCGUGUGGUGCGGAAGCGAUAAAGAGCAAUGCUGUCCU